Messenger RNA from Cinclus cinclus, 1320 nucleotides. RefSeq names its product interleukin-20-like. Bases 230 to 760 code for a protein of 176 amino acids. The record is from RefSeq and is a predicted model, not a curated record. The transcript has 5 exons. Lineage: Eukaryota; Metazoa; Chordata; Aves; Passeriformes; Cinclidae.
CAUGGGGAGCAAAAAGGAAAUGGGUAAGAGAUAUUAACGAGUGUGGGGUUUUUAAUACAGAUGUGCAAGUUUUAUAUAAAACGUGUAUAUUUUCAUAUGGAUCCCAGUUGUGUUUUUAGGAAAAUAAAAAAAAAUUAGGAAAAUAAAAAAAAAUAAAAAUAAAAUUGUGUAUUUAGGAAAAUAAGGAGGAAUAUUCUCCUCCUUGGGCAGGUCUCCCAGGCAGCUGACAAUGAGAGGAUUCCCCUUGUUCCUCUGCCUCUUCUCCGUGUCCUGCUGGGUGAAUUUGAUGCCAACAGCUGGCGACAAAAUCUUCCACUUUGGAACCUGCAGGGUUUCCAUGAGCAUGACAGAGAUCAGGGCUGGCUUCACAGCAAUUAAAGCCAAUAUUCAAUCCAGAGACCCCAUCCGGACCCUGAGCAUCCUGUCCCACCCUCACUCCCUCCACAAGGUGAAGUCUUCAGACAGGUGCUGCAUCACUCAUCAGCUCUUCACCUUCUACGUGGACAAAGUUUUCAAGCACUGCAGGACCGAGGACUCGUUUGUGAACAGGAAAAUCAGCAGCAUUGCCAACUCCUUCCUCAGUGUGAGGAGGAAGCUCGGGCAGUGUAGUGAGCAGAAUAAUUGUGUGUGUGGGGAGGAAUCCACGGAGAAAUUCAAGCAAAUACUUGCAAACUACGAAGGGCUGAAUGUCACAUCUGCAGCCAUGAAAUCCCUGGGGGAGCUGGACAUCCUCCUGGACUGGAUGGAGAAAUCUCAUUAGUAGGCAGUGUUAAUUACCCACGGCGGCUGCAGGGGCUUUGCAGAGAUGGGAGGGACAAGAAAUCAGGAAUCAGUGCAGCUCCUCAGCAGCCCCAGCUGCAUUCAGGCAAACAUGGAGCACUCUGCCAGCCAGGGACAUCAGCAGAAUCUUCAUUAAGAGGGAAAUAACGAGUUUGAUUAAACCAGCAUCGCCCUCACUGCUACCAAAGGGUGCCCCCAGGGAAAACCCACAAGGGUUUCUCCUGCUGGCAGACAUAAGCUGUGAUCAUGUCAUAAAAUUAUUGUUGAAAUUACAGAUUUUUUUUUUUUUUUGUCUAGGGGAUGUGGGGAAUGAGUGCUGAGAGCUGGCUGGGAGGACUCUGGUGCAGCUGAUGUUGAAUAAACCUGGGCUUGGUCUCAGGGCUGCUGCCACUGAUGGAUCUGGCUGAAAUGAGAAGUACAGUGUGAGAAAUGCUUCCAAGAAUAGGUCCUAGCAGGUAUGUCAGGCCUUAGAAAUCUGUGUUUCCUCUUGAGACAAUAUUUUCUGCCUUAUCAGUAAAAAAGUUUCUGUGCAAGAUAUGU